Molecule: messenger RNA, 486 nt
Organism: Candidula unifasciata
Lineage: Eukaryota; Metazoa; Mollusca; Gastropoda; Stylommatophora; Geomitridae
Source: the annotation of a GenBank genome assembly
AUGGGGCCCAUGGGCCAGAUUUGGUCUUCAGUGGGGCCUGUGGGCCAGAUUUGGUCUUCAAUGGGGCCCGUGGGCCAGAUUUGGUCUUCAGUGGGGCCCGUGGGCCAGAUUUGGUAUUCUGUGGGGCCCAUAGGCCAGAUUUGGUCUUCUGUGGGGCCCAUGGGCCAGAUUUGGUCUUCAAUGGGGCCCAUGGGCCAGAUUUGGUCUUCAGUGGGGCCCAUGGGCCAGAUUUGGUCUUCAGUGGGGCCCGUGGGCCAGAUUUGGUCUUCAGUGGGGCCCAUGGGCCAGAUUUGGUCUUCUGUGGGGCCCAUGGGCCAGAUUUGGUCUUCAGUGGGGCCCAUGGGUCAGAUUUGGUCUUCCGUGGCCUAUGAAGUAUGGCCUGUGGAUCAUUACCAGUUGUACUGUAUUAAUGAUCUUUCUACGAGUAUGUUAGGGUUCGAAUCUCUGGCCCGUGAUGAUCUCCAUUUAGAAAACUCUGGCCCCUGA